Molecule: messenger RNA, 704 nt
Organism: Daldinia vernicosa
Lineage: Eukaryota; Fungi; Ascomycota; Sordariomycetes; Xylariales; Hypoxylaceae
Exons: 3
Coding region: 113-544 (143 amino acids)
Cellular component (GO): fungal-type cell wall
Molecular function (GO): structural constituent of cell wall
Source: RefSeq, a predicted model, not a curated record
UCUCUUACAACACACACUCGUUUACAUAUUCUCAUCAGCAACGCUCGUUUCGUUAAGCAAUUUCACUCAUUUUUUUUAGUUAAUCCUCAACGACACAUCCAAAUCAGCCAACAUGCAGUUCACCAUCGUUGCCGCUCUUACCAUGGCCCUCGGCGCCCUCGGAGCCCCCCAGAUCGGCGGCGGCGGCGUUCCCGGCACCCGCAUCCCUCCCCCACCCGGUGACGUUACCGUCGGCCAGGCCGGUGACACCUGUGGCUCUGACCUCGACCUGAGCUGCUGUGACAAGGUCGACCAGUCCGGCGACGCAAUCAACACUGCUGAAGGCAUCCUUGCUGGUCUCCUUGAAGGUGGCUUGUUGGAGGGUGGAGAUCUUGGUCUGUUCGAUGGCUGCUCUAAGCUGAACGUUGCUGCUGUAGUUGGUCUGGACGAUCUCCUGAACAGCCAGUGCAAACAGACCCCCGCAUGCUGCCAGCACUCUGGCAUGGAACAGGAGGGUCUUCUCAACGUCGGUCUUCCUUGCGUUGCCCUUGGCAGCGUCUUGUAAAUGCCAGCUCCUUUUGAAUACAACUUGCAUAACUGGUGCACAGCAUUUUGGGGGAAUGAGAUAUGUUGGGCUGUGUUGUUGAGGAGAGUGCCAAAUUGUAUUGCUAGUAGCCUGCUUCCAGUGAUUUAGUAAAUCUAACUUCAGUCGCUCGUUAUAGUAC